AUGGAGUUUGUGACAGCCGUGGCAGACUUUCAAGCAGGGGCUAGCUGUCCCAUCUGUUUGGACUACUUGAAAGAUCCAGUGACCAUUAACUGUGGGCAUAACUUCUGUCUUUCCUGCAUCACUAUGUCCUGGAAGGACCUAACUGAUACUUUCCCCUGCCCUUUUUGCCGAUUUUGCUGUCUAGAAAGGAAAUUUGCAAGCAACCCCCAGCUGGGCAAUUUGACUGAAAUUGCUAAACAACUCCAGAUAAGAAGAAGCAAGAGGAAGAGACAAGAAGAGAAGCUUUUAUGUGAAAAGCACAAUCAGGUUUUGACUUUUUUCUGUCAGAAGGACUUAGAGGUUUUAUGUCCACAGUGCGGUUUCUCCAGUGAUCACCGGAAUCAUUACAUUUGGCCCAUAGAGAAAGCUGCCCCUUAUCAUCGGGAAAGAUUGGAGUAUUGCAUCGAACCAUGGAAGGAGAGAGUGGAACAAGUUGAAAAAGUGAUAAUUAUGCAAACCAGAAAAUCACUAGAACUGAAGAAGAAGGUAGAAUAUAGGAGAGAAGAAAUAAGGUCUGAAUUUGAACAACUAAUACUGUUUCUUCAAAAUGAGCAAGAGACUGUUCUUCGGCAAUUACAAGAUGAAGAGGUGGAUAUUUUAACAAAACUAAAUGAAAACCUAACUAAAUUUUCAGAUCAUGUUUCCACAUUAAAAUACCUAUUAAAGGAGAUUGAGAGCAAACAUGUGAAGUCAGAACUGGAAUUCCUGACAGAUGUUAAAAGUAUCUACCAUAAAUAUAAAACCUUAAAGAUCCCUGAACCUUUGUCAUUCCAGUUAAAGGAAUAUGGUUACCAUCUUCCUCCACAAUAUUCUGGCCUAAACAAAAUUAUCAAGCGAUUUCAAGUUGAUGUAGUUCUAGAUCCUGAAACAGCACAUCGUAAACUUAUUGUUUCAAGUGAUAGAAAAACUGUGCGGUAUGGAAAUAGAAUGCAAAAUUUGCCUCAUAACCCAAGGAGAUUUUAUCUCUGUCCAGUUGUUCUGGGUUCUGAGGGAUAUAAUUCUGGCAGACAUUAUUGGGAGGUAGAAGUGAAAGACAAAUCUGAAUGGGUCUUGGGUGUCUGUAAAGACUCUAUUCCCAGAAGAAGAAAGAAUCAGAAUCCAUCUAUUUUAAUACAGGAUGGACUGUGGUGUAUCAGGCGAGGUGGUCAGUGUACUUAUGCUGCAUUUGGUCCUAAAAAAAUUAAUCUUCUGCCAAAAGUAAUACCUACUAAGAUUGGCAUUUUUUUAGACUAUGAAUUGGGUGAGGUUUCCUUUUACAAUUUGAAUGAUAGAUCUCUUCUUUAUAUUUUUAAUGAUUAUUUUACAGGUGCGCUUUGGCCUUAUUUCCAUACUGGAACUGACUCAAAGCCUCUUAAAAUCUGUACAGUAACAGAUUCUGAAUAA
Molossus molossus (Pallas's mastiff bat) is the source of this 1422-nucleotide messenger RNA. RefSeq names its product tripartite motif-containing protein 60-like. The transcript has a single exon. Gene Ontology annotation, molecular function: protein binding; zinc ion binding. Lineage: Eukaryota; Metazoa; Chordata; Mammalia; Chiroptera; Molossidae. The coding region runs from base 1 to 1422 and encodes 473 amino acids. The record is from RefSeq and is a predicted model, not a curated record.